Messenger RNA from Lethenteron reissneri (Far Eastern brook lamprey), 1251 nucleotides. RefSeq names its product protein S100-A1-like. NCBI's taxonomy places the organism in Eukaryota, Metazoa, Chordata, Hyperoartia, Petromyzontiformes, Petromyzontidae. Gene Ontology annotation, molecular function: calcium ion binding; calcium-dependent protein binding; transition metal ion binding. The record is from RefSeq and is a predicted model, not a curated record.
UUGGUUUGUGCCGCAUCCGCUACUGGUCCGACCUGUCGCUGCAUAUUCGGCGGAGAAGCCCCGGGGGUGACCACGUCGCUUGGGCUGGGUGGGUGUGCCACCUGACCCAGAUGCGUUAAGAGCCCUUUCCCCGGCCACACAGCGCAGACAUUUUCCGAGGAAGCGACAGAGCGGACAAACACACAAGCGCAGAAACAUGGCCCAACCCAAACUGGACGGAAUCAUUAAAGACAUCGUAUUGGUGUUCAACGCCUACUCUUCCGAGUCUGACGACGCGACCACGCUCAGCAAAGAGGAGCUUGGGGAAUUAAUGCGCUCUGAGCUUCCUGGAUUCCUGAAUCAGCUCGAACCGGGGAUGCUGGACCAGUUGAUGCAGGACCUCGACACGGACGAGGACGGCCAAGUGAACUUCCAGGAGUUCAUGUCCUUGUUGAGCAUCAUCACCAUCCAGUGCGACGAGGAAUACAUGAAGCUCAAGCAGAAGAAGAAGGGGGGGCGAUCCUGAGAAUUCGCGUGCCCAAGAGCGCGACCCAUGCCCCGUGCUCCCCCCCCGUGCCCCCCCUCACCUGUUCAGGCGCAUGCUGUGUUCAUGGUUACACAGGGGUUUGGGUUAUGUUGUCAUUUGUUGUUGCAAUAAUCAUGUCUACUGCACGCACGACACGUGGUUGUUUUAAUCUUAUAUUUGGUUAGUGAUCUGCAAAGAGUUCGCACUCUACAGAAAUUGUGCAAUCCAUACGGCUACGUGUUUCAAUGUCGGGGUAAUUAACAACUGGGCGGUGUUCGUCUUACAUUUGGCAUAAUUGUUACGUUAAAGAUAUCCUCACGUGUGUAUCCUUCGGCGUCACGUGCUCACCCAGACGUCGUCACGAUGGCUGAUGCGGUUCGACCACAGGCAUUCGACGACCCUCGUGAUUCAAUGUACUCAGGCACUCCUCUACUUACGAACGAGUUAGGUACCAGAGGUCUGUUCGUAAGUUGUAUUGUUCGCAAGUCCAACUUUGCUCCUGUCGAUUCAAAACACGUUAGACAGGAUGUACACUAAACGCGGGGAAUGGUUUUAAAAGUUGUAUAAUCUCCUGUAGACGUAGAUGCCACUGGUUCUUCAUGUUCUGCAGAUGCCACCAUCGCCAUCUAUUGCGUGGCGGUUGAACUUACGGCUCUCGUUAUCUCUGAAAGUUCGUAAGUCGAAUGUUCCUAAGCAGAGGAGUCCCUGUAUUGUCGUUUUUGCACUGAUUACAUCGCUUAACAACA